UGAACACUUAAAAUAACCAUCUGGUAUUUACAUGAUUAACAAAAGAACUGUCAUUAAUGAUACUGGGGUAUCAAUCUAGUGAAAGAUUGGAUGCUGCGCCUUGCUCCGGUUUGCUUCCCCCUUUUGAUGCAACAACGAAAUUAAGAUUGGGCACCUGAAAUAAUCGACAACUACACAUAGUGGAACGUAACCACAACGCGGAGUCCACACAACGCCGGGUACCAGUAAAAAUGUAAACAAAUGAAACACACCUUACCUGAACGUACAUGACAUUCAAGAGACAUGUGGAUAUUUGGCUACGGAUCGUUAAUUUGGAAGGUUGAUUUUCCAUACAAACGAAAGGUAACAGGCUAUAUUAAAGGAUAUCUCCGCCGUUUCUGGCAGGGAAGUACAGAUCACAGGGGAAUUCCAGGCAACCCUGGGCGUGUAGUGACACUGAUCCCUGCUACGGAAAAGGACCGUGUUUAUGGCGUUGCAUACGAAAUAUCUCCCGAGGAGGAGGAAGACGUCAGAAAACAUCUUGAUCACCGGGAAAGAGGCGGCUACACAAAAGUAAAUGUGACAUUUUACGCCAGCCAUGGGGAGGUGGGACAAUUUGAUCUCGAGCUUUACAUCGGGACAGAGGACAAUCCCAACUAUAUGGGCCCAGCUCCAAUGGAAGAUAUAGCCGAUCAGAUUUACCGAUCAGUUGGUCCAAGCGGGAAAAAUAUUGAUUAUUUACUGAAUCUCGCGCAUGCGCUUCGUGAUUUACUCCCGGAUGUUGACGAUCCGCAUUUGUUUGAACUAGAACGGCUGGUGACUGUUAUGAAGAACAACGUAAAUGAAGUACAUAUAUGAAGGAGUAACUAGUUUUAAAUAUGUAUACUAUGCAAUAUUUCAGGCAACAUCUAUAGUCGCAAAAAUAAUUGACUUAUAAACAUGUAAUACCAUAAAAAACAUGUGAAAAUAUAAUAUGUUUUGAAUAUG
Dreissena polymorpha is the source of this 966-nucleotide messenger RNA. RefSeq names its product putative glutathione-specific gamma-glutamylcyclotransferase 2. The record is from RefSeq and is a predicted model, not a curated record. Gene Ontology annotation, biological process: glutathione catabolic process. Gene Ontology annotation, cellular component: cytoplasm. The transcript has 4 exons. Gene Ontology annotation, molecular function: gamma-glutamylcyclotransferase activity; glutathione specific gamma-glutamylcyclotransferase activity. Lineage: Eukaryota; Metazoa; Mollusca; Bivalvia; Myida; Dreissenidae. The coding region runs from base 283 to 837 and encodes 184 amino acids.